AAGUCCGUAUCAGACUAUGCAUGGAAGAUUGAGAUUGAAAAUUCAAGAUUAAAUUUUUACCAAUCAGGACAAAGAAAUUUUAAUCUAUUUUAUUCUGAUUAAUCAAAUUCUAACUUUUUAUCUUCAAUUUUUAAUUUUCAAUGCGUAGUCUGAUACGGGUUUAUUGUAAAGACUUAGAAUUUGCAUACAAAUUUUAGGAAGUUUAAGAAUUAACCUAUAACAAGUAAAAAAUUAAAUAUAUUAUACUUUUAUCAUCAAUAUAUACUGUAAUUCGAUCAACAUGAAUUACUUGAUCUAUUGCUCGACGGCACUAAUAAUAUCGCUCGGUCUUUUCUAUAUAUAUGCCAAAUACAAGCUAUCUUACUGGAGCAGACGUGGCGUUAAAACUCCUCCGACACAUCUGCUCUUUGGUAAUUUCAAGGACUGCUUCAUCUUGAAAAAACCACCGGGUGGGGUAAUGCGCGAAAUCUAUAACAAUGCUGAUCCGGACGAUCCUUACAUCGGUUUUUACAUCUUUCACAAGCCUAUGCUGCUUUUGCGAGAUCAUGAUCUAAUCAAACAGGUGAUGAUUACUGAUUUUGAGAUCUUUCCAAAUCGACGCUUUGGUUCAAAGAACCAGAGGGAUUCAAUAGGUUUGGAUAGUAUCUUGUCUAUCAAGCAGCCUAGAUGGAAAUAUUUAAGAAGCAAAUUAUCUCCGUUCUUGACCGGACAGAAGCUGAAAAAUAUGUUACCACUGAUAGAGGAAUGCAACCAGCAUAUGUUGAGAUUCAUUGAGAACUUAUCAAUAAACAAGUCUAGCCAAAAUAAUUGUGAGAUGAAGGACUUCAGUAGUCGUUACGUGAGUGAUGUUAUCGCCUCUAUCGCGUUCGGUAUCAACACGAAUUCAUUUGACGAAAAAAUGAACGCUUUCUGGAAAAAUGGUAUAAAAAUCUUUCAAGGCAUUAAGCGUACCAUAAUGUUUAUUAUCAUCUUCUUCAUUCCCGAAUGGUGUCCUUUAAUCGAACCAUUUAUUAAGGAACCUGUGAAAUAUUUUCGAGAAAUUUUCUGGGAUUCUAUGAACAUCAGAGAAAAAAUGGGAUAUAAAAAAGGAGAUUUGAUAGAUUGUAUGUUAAUGCUCAAGAAUGAAAAACAGAAUCCUAGUUAUAGGUUUGAAGGCGACAAUUUAGUGGCGCAGUUAUCCAGUUUCUACAUUGCUGGAUUUGAAGCAGUCUCGACUGCAAUUGCAUUUACUCUGUACCAUUUAGCGUGUCAUCCAGAGCAUCAAGUCACUUUAUAUGACGAGAUACAAAUACAUCUAUCAGAAAAAAAAUUGACCGUAGAUUUAAUCAAUAAAAUGUCUUUUUUAGAUUGUGUUAUAUUUGAAUCGUUAAGAUUACAUCCUCCUCUACCUAUUGUUGACAGAACAGCUGUAAGAGAUUAUAAGUUACCAGGCACUGGGUUAAUUAUCGAAAAGGAUAACUCGAUCUAUGUUUCUAUAAAUGCAAUAAAUCAAGAUCCCAAAUAUUUUUUCAAUCCGUACGAUUUCAUUCCAUCGAGAACAGAGAUAGAGAACAAAAAGUUUUAUGAAUCUUUGGUUUUCGGCAUCGGACCCCGAUCGUGUAUAGGACAGAGAUUGGCUUUGUUAAUUAUAAAAGUGGCAUUAAUCACAAUUCUUUCGAAUUACACUCUCUGUUAUGAAACAGAUAAAAAAAUUAACUUAAAUGAUGCCAUUCAUGUAUUUACAUAUGCAGCUGAUGGUCUCUAUGUGCAAUUUAAAAAACGUCACAAUGCGCGUGAAUAGAUUAUAGAGAUUUAAUGUUGUAAUUUCGGAAACAGUUGAUCGGUAAAAAGAAAAUAAGAGUAUAAACGCGUACCAUUAUUUGAAUAAAUUAAUUAGAUUACUUUAAA
This is a messenger RNA of Cataglyphis hispanica, 1887 nucleotides long. RefSeq names its product cytochrome P450 6k1-like. NCBI's taxonomy places the organism in Eukaryota, Metazoa, Arthropoda, Insecta, Hymenoptera, Formicidae. Gene Ontology annotation, molecular function: monooxygenase activity; iron ion binding; heme binding. The coding region runs from base 281 to 1780 and encodes 499 amino acids. The transcript is spliced from 5 exons. The record is from RefSeq and is a predicted model, not a curated record.